GCAUAUUAUCACAUAUUACGGUAUUAAUUUUCUUAUUGGUUUGAGAACAGUGUCACAGAAUUGGACUAAUCUAAAGUUAUUUUUUAAUCCAAAAUGAGUAUUCAUAAAAUUUGAAAAAUGGAAAUAGGUCGAUGUCGCCCUUAACUUUCAGUUAGACGGAGGAAUUCAUCGGUUUGUUGAUUUAAAAUUUCCGUAAAAAGUAUCAUGGCCUCUAAGACCCAUCUGGAUAGCACGGUUAAUGAACGUCGCUUGCGACCUAUUUAUGAUUCUUUAGACAAUGGAAAUAAUAAACAAGCACUUCAGGAGGCGGAUAAAGUACUUAGAAAACAGCCAGGUAAUCAAUGUGCUAGAGUUCUCAAAGCAUUGGCCUUACUUCGCCUUGGUAAAGAAAAUGAAUGUCAUGCUAUAAUGGAUAAAGUUCGUUCUGAAAUACCAUGCGAAGAUUCAACGUUACAAGCAAUGAGUAUUUGUUAUAGAGAAAUAAAUCAACCUAAUAAAGUUAGUGAAGUAUAUGAGGCUGCAGCAAAGGCAGAUCCAAAUAAUGAAGAACUUCUUACACAUCUUUUUAUGUCUUAUGUUCGCUUGGGUGAUUAUAAAAAACAACAACAAACAGCAUUUGCAUUGUACAAAUUAAAACCGAAAAAUCCUUAUUAUUUUUGGGCUGUUAUGAGUAUAGUUAUGCAAGCCGUACGUGCAGAUAAGAAGUUAGCUAACGAAGUCAUAUUGCCUUUAGCAGAAAGAAUGGUAUUAAAGUUCGUUAAACAAGGAAAAAUAGAAGCUGAACAAGAAGUACAACUUUAUUUAAUGAUAUUAGAACUUCAGGGUAAGAGUGAAAAAAUGUUGGAAGUUUUGUCUGGACCUUUGGCUUCUCAUCUAUCAUCUGUUCCACAACGGAAAGCAGCACUAUUGAUGAAAUUGGAACAAUUCUCUGAAGCUGCAGAUACAUACAAACUUCUUAUUAAGGGAAAUAGUGUUGACAACUGGGAAUACUAUCAAGAUUAUCUUUCUGCGGCAUUGAAAUUUCAAGAACCAUCAGAAUGCUUAAAUUUUCUUAAUGAAAUCAUAUCCACGUCAGAACGGAAAGUGAGAGGACCAUAUCUUGCAAGAUUUGAAUUGUUAAAACGCAUUGGAGAAAGUGAUAAUAAUAAUUUAAUGGAUUGUGUUGAUUUCAUGUGCCAAUAUUUUGAAAAAUUCGGUGAAAAAAGUUGCAUAGCUGGAGAUUUACGAUUAUAUUUACAUUUAUUAACACCUGCUGGCAAAGAACAAUUACUUAAUAAGAUAACUGAAAAUGUUGGAGUUUCACCAGAUGGUUAUCCAAGUACUGUAGAACAAAUGCAACGACAUAUACAUUUAGAACAAUUACGGCGUAUGUGUGGUUAUCACCAUUCUCCUUUAGCAGAUAUAAAUGAAAGAAAAUAUUUAAUAAGGAGAUUAUGUGACCUUUAUGAGAAAGGAAAUGAAUUAUGUCCAAUGACAGAUAGAUUACCAACUGACUUUUGUCCUACAGAUUCUUAUGUACUUUUGGCCACAUAUUUAUUGCAUCAAUUAUGGUGUGAAACUAAUGAAGCUUCUUUUCUUUAUGGGGCAAUGAGCUUACUCGAACGUGGCCUUUUUUCAAGUCCUGCAAAUUUUCAUAUAAAAAUAUUACUGGUACGCACAUACCUAGAAGCUGGUUUAGUUGGUUCUGCUGAUAAUGCUUUUACAUUACUCGAUAUAAAGCAUAUUCAGUUGGAUUCACUGGGCUAUCUACAUGUACCUCUUCUUGCACCACUUGGGCAUUUAUCAUUGGCUUCAACAACACUUGAUCAUUCUACAAAGUUCUUUAUUGCUAAUUAUAAGGAUAGUGCAGAUUAUUUAACAUUCGCUUACAAAUAUGGAAGUUUUACAAAAAUUCAAGAAUUUAUGGAAUUGAGAGAACAUCUGGAAAAUUCUUUACAUUUUGCUGUGACAACUAUUGACAAAAUGUUAUUAGAUUUGAGUUGUUGUGAUAAUUUUAAGUCUCUCUUUUCUGCUUUGACUAGUAUGCAUAUUCAACCACAUGAAGAUAGAAUCAGGUGGGAUCAAUUACGUGAUAAUCGUGAUUUGGAGGUUGUACGUGAAUGGGAACCUUUAUCUGAAAAUGGCGAAGAUCCAAGAAAACGAGAAGAAACUUGUGUAUGCAUGUUAAGACUACUUGCAGCACGAAAUUUAAUUUUACGAAUUCUAGCAGCAACAGCAGAGCCAAAUCCUUCACUUCUUUUUUGUCUCUCAACAGAUUUGCAACAAUUAGAUAAUGAUCUUAUUCCUGAAAUCCUUCAAAAGUUCAAUAUAGACGAGAAAAGAGAUAAACCAUAUGGUGUAUUAGUUCCUUUAGAUGCAGUAGAAAGGUUACGCGAAGCUCAUUAUUCUGAACAAUUGAAAACUAUAGCGCGAUUUGCAGAAUUUUUAGGUCAAUCUUUUUCUCUUUAUAAUGAUUGUAUAGAAAUGCUCAAAAAUAGUUUAUGUUUACAACCACUAUGUCUUCCUGAACACAACAAUCCUAUAUCUUACAAAAACAUUUUAUUAAGAGUCUCUACGUGUAGUGAAACACUUGCAAUAAUUAGUGCAAUGUGUAUUUCAUAUAUAUCACGAUUUCAACCUAUAACAUCGAAUAGAAAGAAUAAGAAAAAUGAAAGUCAUGAGAGUUGGCGAGAAAUUGCUGUUUUUCUCACAGAAAAAGUGCGACAUUUAGAUGCAGCUUUAAAACAAUUAGAGAUGUAUCCAUUUCAAACAGGAUUAGAUGGUGAAGAUAAAAUAUGUGCCAUGAUUAUAAAGCAAGGACAAGCCAGUCUCGUACAAAGUUGCAAAUCAUUAAAAUCACGUUCUCAAUUGACAUUAAAACUUUUGAGCAGCUUGAAAAGCUGAAAUUACACAAAAACUUUGUACAAAGAAUAUUCUAUCCAUCCGUCAAUCUACUGAUCUUAAACAUGAUUUAUUAAGCAUGUAAAUAUUUCUUAACUUUAAGCAAUUUUAAUAAAGAACUGAGUUGUUUAAAUUGUUUA
Vespa crabro (European hornet) is the source of this 3020-nucleotide messenger RNA. RefSeq names its product N-alpha-acetyltransferase 25, NatB auxiliary subunit (gene psidin). The record is from RefSeq and is a predicted model, not a curated record. The transcript has 11 exons. The coding region runs from base 205 to 2883 and encodes 892 amino acids. Gene Ontology annotation, molecular function: protein-N-terminal amino-acid acetyltransferase activity; protein binding. Gene Ontology annotation, biological process: N-terminal peptidyl-methionine acetylation. Gene Ontology annotation, cellular component: cytoplasm; NatB complex. Lineage: Eukaryota; Metazoa; Arthropoda; Insecta; Hymenoptera; Vespidae.